Messenger RNA from Caretta caretta (loggerhead turtle), 691 nucleotides. Its product is annotated as somatotropin. Gene Ontology annotation, biological process: response to nutrient levels; positive regulation of receptor signaling pathway via JAK-STAT; positive regulation of tyrosine phosphorylation of STAT protein. The record is from RefSeq and is a predicted model, not a curated record. Gene Ontology annotation, molecular function: growth factor activity; growth hormone receptor binding; hormone activity. Gene Ontology annotation, cellular component: extracellular region. NCBI's taxonomy places the organism in Eukaryota, Metazoa, Chordata, Testudines, Cheloniidae.
AUGUUUUCACAGGAACGGACCUAUAUUCCAGAGGAGCAGAGGCAUUCCAAUAAAAUUUCCCAAUCAGCAUUUUGUUAUUCAGAAACCAUUCCGGCUCCCACAGGAAAAGAUGAUGCCCAGCAGAAAUCAGACAUGGAGCUGCUUCGGUUUUCACUGAUUCUCAUUCAGUCCUGGUUAAACCCCGUGCAGUUCCUAAGCAGGGUGUUCACCAAUAGCCUUGUGUUUGGCACCUCAGACAGAGUCUACGAAAAACUGAGGGACUUAGAAGAAGGUAUCCAGGCUCUGAUGAGGGAGCUGGAAGAUGGAAGCCUCCGGGGAUUUCAAGUCCUCAGACCUACUUAUGACAAAUUUGACAUCAAUCUCCGGAACGAAGACGCCUUGUUAAAAAACUACGGCCUGUUGUCCUGCUUCAAGAAAGACCUGCACAAGGUGGAGACCUAUCUGAAACUGAUGAAGUGCCGGCGGUUCGGAGAGAGCAACUGCACCAUUUGAUGGCAGAAACACUGUUCUGUUAUCCCCGAGCACUAACACAAGACGAGGUUAGCAUGCUCCUGCCUGUGUGACCCCCUUUGUGAAGAGAACCUCAGCGGCUGAUGUGUCUGUGCGUGAACAUACUCUCCCACUAGCUGUGGUGUUUUGGAGGGGCUGCAUAAUGAUGCUCCUCCCCCUUUGUAAAGAAAACCCUUUUUGC